Messenger RNA from Brugia pahangi, 768 nucleotides. Lineage: Eukaryota; Metazoa; Nematoda; Chromadorea; Rhabditida; Onchocercidae. The record is from the annotation of a GenBank genome assembly.
AUGGUUGGAACACAAAUCACGAUAAUCUCUAUGGCUUCGACAAAUCUCAAAGAUUUCACUAUCUAUGACUCUUAUACAGGACAAUCAAGAGAGUUAAGUCGCAUUGGAAUCGACGUACCUGUUGAUUACCUAAAUGAGCUCGACCACAAACCUUACAUCAACAUCCCAAAAUUUUGCGACACGGAAGAAGGAUUUCAAUUGGCGAAGUCCAUCAUUCACAGCAACAUCCCACCAUCCACUGCAUCAGGAAUCGUUGUAUCUUUUAUUGCUAAAGUAAUGGAAUCGAUAACAGGAAUUUUGCAAGACGAUUGGAAAUCGUAUUCAGUUAUUAUCGGUCACAAAGGAGAUACAAUCAGCCCCCUAUCACUACUAAAUAUCAAGAAAACAGAAUUAGAGUUUUCAGGUGUCAAACCUGAUACUACAGCAGCUGUGACAGAUUAUGCAAUUGCAGCAAAAGCUUUGAAGGUAUACCGAAUCGCUCAAGCUCCAGCCGCUCAAAUGGGUUACAAAGCAGAAUUGGUUCGAAGAAUCGGAGAAGUUUUCAAAAUGGAACCAUUCAAUCUGGACUCUACAGCCGGGGGUGAUGAACGUACCACACUGGAUUCAAGACCAAGAUUAUUGUAUCUUAGUGUCAGCAAUCGAUAUGUUCUUCAGAAAAUUCCCGAAUCACAAAUUCGAAAAGUAUCGAGCAUGCACUCUGGGCGCAUUUUUGAAAGAUUGCGUAGUGAUAACAUCUUUGAAUCAAGCAGCGCAAUGCCUUUCUAUUGA